Messenger RNA from Phragmites australis (common reed), 1435 nucleotides. RefSeq names its product probable WRKY transcription factor 12. Gene Ontology annotation, molecular function: sequence-specific DNA binding; DNA-binding transcription factor activity. The record is from RefSeq and is a predicted model, not a curated record. NCBI's taxonomy places the organism in Eukaryota, Viridiplantae, Streptophyta, Magnoliopsida, Poales, Poaceae. Bases 245 to 961 code for a protein of 238 amino acids. The transcript is spliced from 4 exons. Gene Ontology annotation, biological process: regulation of DNA-templated transcription.
UACAGAAACAGGUACUGCCAUCACACCACCAUUUGAGCAAAAGGCUCUUUAAAGGGGCUGUCCUGUCCAGCCUUCCCAGCUGGGCUACUGGCCAGCUACCAUGCUUGCCCACCACUUCUUUUUAACCUAGAGACAGAAAUCUUCCUCGGCAUCUCACUCACUCAUGACCCCAAGACCAUUUUGAUCCAUCGAUCGCUGCCACACCCACACCACACUUGCAUGGUGGAUCUUGUUAUAUGCGUGCAUGGAGGGGAGUAGCCAGUUGGAGACGACCUGCCUUCCUAGCCUCUACGCGCCCAGUCCAUGCGCCCCUCUUCCUUCUCUUCCUCCUUCGCUGCCCAACCAACAAAAGUUUCUGCAGAUGCCGCUGGUCCAGGAACAGGCCGGGAACCAUGGCGUGAUGAUGCUCUCUUCGGACCACUACGGCGGCCUGUACCCGCUGCUUCUUCCCGGGAUCCCGUUCUGCCCCUCCGCCCCCGCCGCCGCCUGCGAGAAGCCACCUGGUUUCGCGGCGCUCGACGCCGGCCAGGCGGGCACGUCGGCGGUGAAAGCCAGAGGCGAGAUCGGUAGUACCACCACCACCACCACUUGCCACGGCCCAAGUUCAUGGUGGAAGGGGCCGGCGGCGGCGGCGGAGAAAGGGAGAUUGAAGGUAAGGAGGAAGAUGAGGGAGCCGAGGUUCUGCUUCCAGACCAGGAGCGACGUGGAUGUGCUGGACGACGGCUACAAGUGGAGGAAGUACGGCCAGAAGGUCGUCAAGAACAGCCUUCAUCCAAGAAGCUACUACCGGUGCACCCACAGCAACUGCCGCGUGAAGAAGCGUGUGGAGCGGCUGUCGGAGGACCGCCGCAUGGUGAUCACCACUUACGAAGGCCGCCACACCCACUCCCCCUGCAGCGACGACGCCGACGCCGACGCCGCUGGCGACCACACCGGCAGCUGCGCCUUCACCUCGCUCUAGAUCGACGCGUGCAUGCAAAGCUUAAACUAGCUACCGCACAAUAUACUUACUGCACGCAAUGCAUGGAUCGAUCAAGCUGUGUAGUGCCCUGAGAGCCUGAUGCAAUCUAAUGAAUACACUAGACAACUAAAAUAUUCCGUAGUGGCUGUGUAGCGCCCUGAGCCUGAUGAAUCUGAAGCUAGCAAUGCUGUAAAAUGGACGACGACGCCCGUCAUGCACAUUUGUAGAAAGCAGCCGAUUAAUCAGUAGCUGCAGGGUCGAUCCAAUUCUAUGCGUGACACAUAGCUACAUGCAUGCAUGGUACAUCUGAACAUCUGAUACUGUUAGAACGUUACGCGUGCCGGCUUAAAGCCAUGGACAUGGCUGCCAUGCAUGUAAGGCACAGAACGCGAGGCCGCCUUGCUGCUGUGGGCGGUACAAACAUUUGUAUUUGGCCUGCUAGUUAAUUGUAGCCUCCAGAAACCUGACGAACCA